AUGGACAAAUCAUAUCUGGCUGGUCUCUACACCGAAUGGCCUGUCACGGUCAUCAGCUCACUCAGAAUGUCUGUCCAGGCAAGGUCGUCAGGACUGGAGAUAAUUCCUCUCUUCGACAUUGUCGUCGUCGCCGUCGGUUCCCACAAUGUUUUCAUUUCAAUGCCCACCGGUUCUGGUAAAAGCUUGUGCUAUCAGUUACCAGCCGUACUAAAGGAUGGUGUGUCCAUUAUUAUUUCUCCUCUGCUUGCGCUAAUCUGUGACCAACUUUCGCAUUUGUCGAAACUAAAAAUUCCGGCAGCAACUCUGAACUCAAAACAGUCUCUCCAAGAACGAAGCGAUGUCAUGAAAAGGUUAUUGCGUCCACCUGGCUCUAUUGAAAACUUUGCUCUUCCCAGGAUCAAACUGCUUUACGUUACGCCUGAGCAAUGUGAGACAACCGGGUUCCGCUCGUUGGCCAAAAAUCUAACAGAAUCUGGAUCCGUGAAAUAUUUUUUUGUCGAUGAGGCUCACUGCGUCUCCGAAUGGGGUCAUGACUUUCGGCCUGCCUACUUAAGGCUCGGAAAGUUGCGGUCUACGUUAUUUCCGAUGGUGCCAUGCAUCGCUCUUACUGCAACAGCUAAUUCACGUGUAAAGACCGAUAUAAUUUCGACAUUGCAACUAGACCCACGCACGGCGUGUGAGGAGGGUGGCUUGGAGAUAACAAAUUUCAAGGAAUUCGUCACAGGAGUUUUUCGUCCCAAUUUAUACUACGAUGUGAUAUUUUCUGACUUAUUAAAGACCCCGUAUGAUGACUUGUCGUCAUUUAUUGGCAAAUGCCUCUGUGAUGUGAACCAACUCCAGAAAUCUUCGAAAAGCAGCUGCAGCGGCAUCGUUUACUGCCGGACACGAGAGGAUUGCGAGACAGUCGCUCAUCAGCUGUCCAUUCGAGGAGUUCUGACUCGUGCUUAUCAUGCUGGCCUAAGGAAAAGCGACCGGACAAAGGUUCAGGAAGAGUGGUUCAAGGGUUCCUUCCCUGUGGUCGCGGCUACCAUAAGUUUUGGCAUGGGUGUGGAUAAAUCAAAUGUUCGUUGUGUUGUGCAUUGGACGAUUCCAAAGAGUCUAGCAGCUUAUUACCAGGAAUCUGGUAGGGCCGGACGUGAUGGUCUUCCCUCAUUCUGCCGCAUUUACUACGCCAAACAAGAGCGCGAUACAGUGGCCUUUCUUAUCGGCCAGCAAUCUGAGAGUGCAACAACCAAAAAGAAGAAGGAAUAUCGCGAAAAAGGCGUCCAGGAUCUAGCCCUUAUGAUAAACUACGUGGAAAGCGUUCAGAAAGUCUCGCAGCAGUUGGCUGGUUAUAAACGUCUUAUAUACGGUAAUCUCGGGGAGCAGAGAGGAUUACUUGAUGAUGGUGCUCUAGACACAAAUUUGUAUCGUGCGAAGCCUCGACGCAAAGGCGAGGGCUGGGAGGACUAUGAGGAUAACUCAGAAACAAAUCGAAGGGAUUCCGAUGAAGAGGAUCGUCGACAACGCUCCAAAUUCAUUGCCGAAGAGCUUGCGCGUCGACGCAAAGCGGCACAGUCGAAUUGCCCAAAGGUUCCUUGGAUUUCCGCAGCCUUGGAUUCCCCACUUAUCGAUCCCGAGAGUAAGCUCAUCAACGGCUUGACAGGGAAGUCACGUGAUCAGACCUUGCAGCUCCUCAUUACUGCGGCUUGUGGCCAUGUAAUCGGUGCUGACAAUGCUGGUUCUGACCAGAGCACGGAUAAGCUCCGCCUCUGCAAUUUGGCUGCGCGACUGGAGCAUCAAAUCUUCAAAACUGCCAAGGUAGCCGGUGUAUACCGCGGUCACAUGGCGCGCAAAAUCGGUCAAACCCGCAAACUGCCCUCCCUGUCCGCUCUGUACGACGCCUUCGCGCAGUGGCUGGGUGCCCCUGUGGCCUCCUUCUUCGGGGACACCAAGACCGCGAGCGAUUCGCCCGGUCCGGCAGUCAAAGUGGACGAAGAUGCCAAGUCUCCGGUCGUUGAACAGGCGGCGCCAUCUCCCACUCCUGUGGCAAAACAGUCCACACCAGAACCGCCGUCUGGUGUGAAACCGGACGAUAUCAUGCAAUCCACGUGCUUCCCUCCUUCUCUUAAGAAGGCUCUCCUGGGCGACAAGGUGGAAGAGCCGAACCAGCAUCAGCAGCCGACGACGACUUUAAAGCCUUCUGCUGAGAAAAUGACGUAUUUUUGGGAGAAGUCAAAGCUUGAAGGAGCCAAUCAGAAAAGGCCUUCGACGUUUGACCUUGACGCUGCUCCGCCAAAGCCAAAAGUGCCCAAAGUAGAGGAACCACCUCCUGUGCACUUUCUUCUCGAGCCCACAUUGGAAGCACCACAAUCGCAGAAAACGACUCCUCCCCAUCCCAGGCCUCUUAAGAGAAGUCCUCCCAAUCCCGAAAACGCGCCGCGACCUGCGAACGAAGCCCAAACUCGAACCAAGGGCUGCACCUCUGCUACGCACAGCGCGUCGUUCAACCACGCCUCUCUGUCCGGUACUGAGGAUCAGCGUUGCGAUAGCGGUGGAUUCCACCGGGAGAGGAGGAAGAAGGAACAC
Messenger RNA from Mesocestoides corti, 2568 nucleotides. Lineage: Eukaryota; Metazoa; Platyhelminthes; Cestoda; Cyclophyllidea; Mesocestoididae. The record is from the annotation of a GenBank genome assembly.